CCUCAUUGACGUAGAAUCAGGAAGUCACGGGAUAGUUUUGCUUCGGUUUUUCGAGUAUCAAAACGGUGUGAUUGUUGCUUUCUCUAGAGUAAAAAAUGAGCCGAAUUUAUAACAAUACGUCCUUGCAGAAUAAACCUGUUCAUAAUGAAAAGAUUGAGCACGCGUGGUCCCCCUCCUCAUAUCAGAGUGGUCUAGGUGUCAUAUUAGAGGGAAAGUUGGUUGAUGUCUCACGCCAUGUUAUCACUGACGUCAACAAUCAGAAGGACCGUUUCUAUGUCCUAUACAUCAAACCUAGUCGAAUCCACCAAAGGAAAUUUGAUGCUAAAGGAAUGGAAAUUGAACCAAACUUCAGUGAUACCAAAAAGGUCAACACAGGUUAUCUCAUGUCAUCAUUCAAGGUGGAGGCUAAAGGAGAGACUGAUUGCCUCACUGAGGUCCAGCUGGAAAACCUAGUGACUAAGGAGGAUCUGGUGAAAGUGACAGGGAAACACUGUCUAAGUGGGACCUAUGCUUUCUGGUACCCAGAGGGAGAGAUGAGCAAGACUGAACUAGAAACAGGCCAGGACAUUCGACUGAAAACCAAAGGCGAUGGCCCAUUUAUUUUUUCCUUGGCCAAAGUCGAUGGAGGCACAGUGACCAAAUGCAAUUUUGCCGGAGACAAAGAAGCAGGAGCAUCGUGGACAGACAAAAUAAUGUCCAACAAAUCCGAUGCCAGCAGUGCAACGAGGUCUGAAGGCCAUGGCGAGGGAGCAGAUGAGGAGGAAUGGGAUGAUUGAGGAGAUGAAUGGAAUUGCACAGUAAAACCUCCUUAUUCCUGUGUUGGUUUGUACUCCACGGUUCCACCCUCCGACAUUGCUUGUGCAGCAUAUGCACACUAAAGAGGAAGAGGGUCGUUUCAUUUUUUAUUCAGCACUCCUUUUGUAAUAUAGAGUUCUCUACAAGAAAUUGACAAAUCUGGCUAUUGCAGUGUAUCUUCAGUGUAGGGGUGUACAUGUAUUGCUUUGAACCUGUCUUUGGUAAACGUCAUACAUGCUUUACUUCUCUAUUAUCUCUCUAUUGAAAAUGUAUCCUUGUUUGUAGAAGGGUACAAAUGAUAUGUACUGCACAUAUUAACCUUGUAAUAAAACAAAUGGCAAUUUAUCUGAUGGGGUUGUUCUAAUGAUGUGUGUCAUCCAAAAUGUAAACCAUCAAUUGGGUAAGAGUGGUCAUGCAAGGGCAGAGUUAUAACUUUUACUAGUAGAGUAGCCAUUGUCUACUAAUCAGAUUAUCAGUGUGUGCAAAUGUGUGAAGUUGCCAAAUAGAUGUAGACUACAGUGGGUGAUUUUAAAUCAUGCAUUCUCCAAAAAAGAUUAGAAACUGUUUGGGUUACCAACAUGAAUGAAUACAUUACUUGUGUACAUGUAACAAAUAAAAUAAAUGUCUCUCAGUUUUUCUGAGCCCUUUACUAACAAAUAAUACACUUAGAUACAAUUAUGUAUAUAUUUAUUGUUGAAUAUUCCUCACGCCUCCUGACAUGAUAGCACAAACAUUUACAUUGAUUUAAAAAAGGAAAAUGGCAAGAUACAAUAUGCAAUACUUUGGUACAUAAUACUUUUACAAAUACAUAAAGACAUAUUAUUGCUAUAGUUGCGUGUUGUUUGAUAGUCUUAACAGAAUAAUUGUAGUUGUCAAUGAACCUGAGAAAGUACUUUCUUUGGAUUUGACUUUGUCAGUGUAAACAAUAUUGGCAAGUCUCAAAAAUAAAUGGUGGAUUUGUUACUUGUUGAAAUAAAACAGAAUUUCCUGUUGAA
Salvelinus namaycush (lake trout) is the source of this 1790-nucleotide messenger RNA. RefSeq names its product actin related protein 2/3 complex inhibitor (gene arpin). Gene Ontology annotation, biological process: negative regulation of actin nucleation. The record is from RefSeq and is a predicted model, not a curated record. The coding region runs from base 96 to 776 and encodes 226 amino acids. Lineage: Eukaryota; Metazoa; Chordata; Actinopteri; Salmoniformes; Salmonidae. The transcript is spliced from 6 exons.